AUGAAGGUGAUCGUUUUGUUGGGUACCAGUUUGCUGGUUGGACUCGCCAGCGGACAACUUUCAUCUAGUGGAAACCAGUCCGAUACCCCACAAAAUGGCACUUUGAAUAGCUGUGCCAGUGUGAAGUGUCCAGUUGGAAAGGAAUGUGAGGAGACUACUGUACAGUGCUCUGUGGCGCCGUGUCCAAAAGCUGUCUCAUGCGUCCGAAAGGGCGUGUGGGGAUGUGAUGUCAUGCGAUGUGAAUCAAAUGAGACUUGUGAGGAGACGGAAUUGCCGUGUUUGAAGGCUCCAUGCGGAAUUCGAAUAGCUUGUGUCAGUAUUCAUACCAAUGGUACGAGUGGUCCAACAACCUAUGGUACGAGUGAUUCAUUCACGUCACCAGAUUAUCCGCCAAACGUGUGUCCACAGAAUCAGACUAGAACCAAUUGUAUAAACAAGUGCAAUGAGGAAAAGUGUCCAGGAAAUGGUUUUAACUAUCCAUGUACUAAAUACUGUGGUUUCGGAUGUACGUGCGCUGCGGGAUUUGUUAGAUCCAGCGACGACAGGUGCUACAAAUUGGAAGACUGUCCAACCGAUGUUUACGUCCCAAUGAAUCCGUGCACCACCAUGAGAUGCGCUUCAGGAACCAAGUGUCAGAAUCUAGGGAUAAAUUGCACAACGCUGCCAUGUGAGAACUAUGGAGCAUGUGUGAAUACUACUGUAGUGGACAACUUGGCCGGUGGAUGUGCUACCCUGAUAUGUGGAGCAGGAACAACUUGUCAAGAAACCUUGGUGAAAUGUGCAAACGCUCCAUGCCCUCGCCAUGCCAAGUGUGUUCCGGACUUAACCCAGAAUGACACUUUGGAUAGUUGUGCCAAUGUGACGUGUCCAAUGGGACAGAUCUGCGAGGAAACUACUGUACAGUGCUCUGUGGCGCCGUGCCCGAAGGCAUUCUCAUGCGUCCGACAGGGCGUGUGGGGAUGUGACAUCAAGAGAUGUAAAUCAAAUGAGAUUUGUGAGGAGACAGAAUUGCCGUGUUUGAAGGCUCCAUGCCCUAUCCGGUUAGCUUGUGUCAAAAUUAUCCAUAUCAAUGGAACGAGUGGUUCAACAAAUUCCACGUCAACUACAAAUCCAUUAAGUGUGUGUCCAAUGAAUCAGACGAUGAGCGAUUGUUUGAACAAGUGCAGUGAGGAAAAGUGUCCAGGGAUUGGAAUUAGCAUGAUGUGCACCAAACACUGUGGUCAAGGAUGCGCGUGCGCUGCCGGGUUCGUUAGAUCCAGCAAUGGAGAGUGCUAUAAAUCAAAAGACUGUCCACUGGAGCAAGUUUGCGGAGACAAUGAAGAGUACCGAUGUGAGAAUUGCGCUGCAACAUGCAAAAAUCCCGAACCAAACUGUCCAGAACUACAUAACAAGAAGUGCAAUAAGAAGUGCAUUUGUGCAGCCGGAUUUGUGAAAAAGAAUGGGAAGUGUGUUACACUAGCCAGUUGUCCGGAUCAUGAUCAUAAUAAUAUUACCUGCUUGGGGACCGAAGAAUACACCGAUUGCCUUCCAAAAUGCCGUCAACUUUGCUCAGGAUCCACCCAAUGCAAUAAAAACAGUCACACAGAUAUGUGUACCCCUGGCUGUGUCUGUAGACCAAGUUACAAAUUGGACAGCAACGGAACAUGUGUUCACAAUAAACAUUGUUUUAAGACCACUGACUGUCCUGUGAACGAGGAAUGGUCCAAAUGUAUCUCACUUGACAAUGUGUGCGGAAUGGCUACUAUUCAGAAGGUCCCACUACGCAAUCAAUGUUUUUCCGGAUGUGUUUGUGCAGCUGGAUUCGCCAGAAAUAGUAAUGGAACUUGUGUUGAACAAGACAAAUGCUGA
Molecule: messenger RNA, 1848 nt
Organism: Caenorhabditis briggsae
Lineage: Eukaryota; Metazoa; Nematoda; Chromadorea; Rhabditida; Rhabditidae
Exons: 13
Coding region: 1-1848 (615 amino acids)
Source: RefSeq, a predicted model, not a curated record